Molecule: messenger RNA, 5987 nt
Organism: Otolemur garnettii (small-eared galago)
Lineage: Eukaryota; Metazoa; Chordata; Mammalia; Primates; Galagidae
Gene: SEC63
Product: SEC63 homolog, protein translocation regulator
Exons: 21
Coding region: 253-2436 (727 amino acids)
Biological process (GO): post-translational protein targeting to endoplasmic reticulum membrane; SRP-dependent cotranslational protein targeting to membrane
Cellular component (GO): Sec62/Sec63 complex
Molecular function (GO): transmembrane protein transporter activity; RNA binding
Source: RefSeq, a predicted model, not a curated record
GCAGGGGGAGGAAAAAAAACCGAGCGGGGCGGGAACUAUUUCCUCUCGCGAGAGCUGGCGACGGCUGUAGCGGCGGCGGUAGCGGCGGCGGUGGCGGCGGCGGCGUGUCCGUAAAGGGUAGCGUGGGGGCGGGGAGGAGAGGCGGCGGCGGCGUCCGAGCUACGCCACGCAGGGUUUGGGCGUUGAGAGCCGGAGUGCAGAGCGGGGUCGUGGCGGCGGCGGAGAGGACACUGUGGAGGAGGAGGGGGUGCCAUGGCCGGGCAGCAGUUCCAGUACGAUGACAGUGGGAACACCUUCUUCUACUUCCUCACCUCCUUCGUGGGGCUCAUCGUGAUCCCGGCCACAUACUACCUCUGGCCCCGAGACCAGAAUGCUGAGCAAAUUCGAUUAAAGAAUAUCAGAAAAGUAUAUGGAAGAUGUAUGUGGUAUCGUUUACGGUUAUUAAAACCCCAGCCAAAUAUUAUUCCUACAGUAAAGAAAAUAGUUCUGCUUGCAGGAUGGGCGUUGUUCUUAUUCCUUGCGUACAAGGUUUCCAAAACAGACCGAGAAUAUCAAGAAUACAAUCCUUACGAAGUAUUAAAUUUGGAUCCUGGGGCAACAGUAGCAGAAAUUAAGAAACAGUAUCGUUUGCUGUCACUUAAAUAUCAUCCAGAUAAAGGAGGUGAUGAAGUUAUGUUCAUGAGAAUAGCCAAAGCUUAUGCAGCUUUAACUGAUGAAGAGUCCCGGAAAAAUUGGGAAGAAUUUGGAAAUCCAGAUGGGCCUCAAGCCACAAGCUUUGGAAUUGCCCUGCCAGCAUGGAUAGUUGACCAGAAAAACUCAAUUUUGGUUUUACUUGUGUAUGGAUUGGCAUUUAUGGUUAUCCUUCCAGUUGUUGUGGGAUCUUGGUGGUAUCGUUCAAUACGCUAUAGUGGAGACCAGAUUCUAAUACGCACAACACAGAUUUACACAUACUUUGUUUAUAAAACCCGAAAUAUGGAUAUGAAACGUCUCAUCAUGGUUUUGGCUGGAGCUUCUGAAUUUGAUCCUCAGUAUAAUAAAGAUGCCACAAGCAGACCAACAGAUAAUAUUCUAAUACCACAGCUAAUCAGAGAAAUUGGCAGCAUUAAUUUAAAGAAGAAUGAGCCUCCACUUACCUGCCCAUAUAGCCUGAAGGCCAGAGUUCUUUUACUAUCUCAUCUUGCUAGAAUGAAAAUUCCUGAGACCCUUGAAGAAGAUCAGCAAUUUAUGCUGAAAAAAUGCCCUGCCUUACUUCAAGAAAUGGUUAAUGUAAUCUGCCAACUAAUAAUAAUGGCCCGGAGCCGUGAAGAAAGGGAGUUUCGUGCUCCAACUUUGGCAUCCCUAGAAAACUGCAUGAAGCUUUCCCAGAUGGCUGUUCAAGGACUUCAGCAGUUUAAGUCUCCCCUUCUGCAGCUCCCUCAUAUUGAAGAGGACAAUCUUAGAAGGGUUUCUAACCAUAAAAAGUACAAAAUUAAAACUAUCCAGGAUUUGGUGAGUUUAAAAGAAGCAGAUCGUCACAGUCUAUUGCACUUCCUUGAAGAUGAAAAAUAUGAAGAGGUUAUGGCUGUCCUUGGGAGUUUUCCAUAUGUAACCAUGGAUAUAAAAUCACAGGUGUUGGAUGAUGAAGAUAGCAACAACAUCACAGUAGGAUCCCUAGUUACAGUGUUGGUUAAGCUCACAAGGCAAACAAUGGCAGAAGUAUUUGAAAAGGAACAGUCCAUUUGCGCUGCAGAGGAACAGCCAGCAGAAGAUGGGCAGGGUGAGACUAACAAGAACAGGGUAAAAGGAGGAUGGCAGCAGAAGAGUAAAGCACCCAAGAAAGCUGCUAAAGAAGCUGCAGUAAAGGAAGAUGAAGAAGAAAUUUCUGAUAAAGGCAGCGAUUCUGAGGAAGAAGAAACCAAUAGAGAUUCCCAGAGUGAAAAAGAUGAUGGUAGUGACAGAGAAUCUGAUAGAGAGCAAGAUGAAAAACAAAACAAAGAUGAUGAAGCAGAGUGGCAAGAAUUACAACAAAGUAUUCAGAGAAAGGAGAGAGCUCUGUUGGAAACCAAAUCAAAGAUAACACAUCCUGUGUAUAGUCUUUACUUUCCUGAGGAAAAGCAGGAAUGGUGGUGGCUUUAUAUUGCAGAUAGGAAGGAGCAGACACUAAUAUCUAUGCCAUAUCAUGUGUGUACACUAAAAGAUACAGAAGAGGUAGAACUGAAGUUUCCUGCACCAGGCAAGCCUGGAAAUUAUCAGUAUACGGUGUUUCUGAGAUCAGACUCUUAUAUGGGUUUGGAUCAGAUUAAACCAUUGAAGUUGGAAGUUCAUGAGGCUAAGCCUGUGCCAGAAAAUCACCCACAGUGGGACACAGCAAUAGAGGGGGAUGAAGACCAGGAGGACAGUGAGGGCUUUGAAGAUAGCUUUGAGGAAGAAGAAGAGGAAGAGGAAGAUGAUGACUAAGCAGUUCUCUGAACGGACCACAGUCUCUGCACAUCUUUGUAAAAUGUUGCUGUUUUGGAAGUGUAUAAUAAACCAGAAACAGGACAGAAGUGAUGUUGAGGGAGGGAGGUCUUAGUUUCUUUACUCUAGAAGUCUGUGCAUAAUAAAACUAGGCAGCGGUGGAGCCUUGGUACAAUCUGAAAAUGCUCAAGGCUUAUUGGAGCCUGUCAAGUAUGGGAUGGUGCAUUUAUUUCAUCUGCAAAUGAUAAUAAAUCCUUUGUUAUUAUAACUGUCCAUAAGUGUGGGCUAUGUAUUAUCUGAUCAAUGUAUGGUCCAGGUAAAAGUAAAGGUACAUGAAAAUCUAUCAAUGAGCAACUUUUCUUCAUUCAGCUUUAGUUUCAGUAAACAUUAAUGUAUGAUAAACACCACAAAUGUUUUAAGUAACAUCUGCCAAGUUUAUAAUCUCUUGAUAAGCUCUGUUAUUCACUUAUUGACAUUUUACAGUGAUAAAAACUAUAGCAGCUCCAUUUAUAGAUUUAAACCUUUCAUUUUUACCUAUCUUGGUCAUUAGUUGGCGUUUCUUCACAUUCCACAUAAUAUAGAGGGCUACAAUUCAGACUUUUCCUUUUCGUAAUUGCUCACAGUUAUCAGACAGAUUAUGGAAAUAGCUUUUAAUGGCUUAAUAAAUUUAAGCCUCUGUCUUAGCAGAUCAAUGCAGGAUCUGAUUCUUUUCAUAAGCUGAUAGGUCUGAAAGUGAUUGUGGGACCAGAUAUUCUCUGAUAUUGGUGGCUUAUGUUAUUAAAUCAUUUUUUUAAAGUUCACUGUAAAAGCUGAACUACAUUCUUAGCUUUUAAUCUACCUGACUUUAUCAGAAGCCUUCAAGGAAAGUAAAUAUAACCCGCAAAGGAGGCUUUUUUGUAUUCGUUUUGGACUCCUGUCAAUAAAAUAGAAGUUUGGCUUAUUUUACGUUUUCAGUGGUGUGUGUCUUUUUACUCCCAGAGAAAGAACAUAAAUAGGGUAAUCCAUUCAUUUAUUUUUCAACUAAAAAUCUAAUAUUGUACAUUACUGCUGAAGCAAUUGCUGUUUCUGUGUGCUGUAGAAAAAUCCAGGAGCAGGAGGGGUUUCCCCUCACAUUAGAACAGCUGUGGAAGGACCGUGCUUAUAAAGAGCAGACGUGUGCACAUGUUGAAUCAUUGAGGUGAGGUGAAUAUUUUUAUUACAAUGGAGGAAGCAAAAGUAUAGUAUUAUGAGUCUGAUUGUAUCUAUCAAAAUCUUCAUAGGCCAAAGUACUGUUGGAAUACGAAUUUGUGACCUUGUCUACUUUAAAGGUUACUACUUUCAAUGCAGAAUUACCACUGGUAUUUUGUUACUGCAGAAGUUGGAAAUAAAAUUUGAAGAUUACCAAAAACAUGAAUGACUUUUUUGGUUAAAUUUAGGUUGUAAUAUUUCCUGUGAAAUGAUCAAAGCAGGUUUUUCACUGGAGCCUUGAUCGCCAGUUUAGUGAGACUUUGGCAGGGAGGACACUCUGCCUCUGAGGAUUUGUUUUUGUUUCAUUUUAUAAGUAAGAAGGUUGGGUUUACUUUUCAAAUCAGGUCUUGCUGUGAAGUGCCAGCCUGGGGGAGGCAGCUCCUGAUCACCUAAGUGUUGUGGCAGGGAGUGAGCCGGCUUAUGUCAGGGGAAAGGAGAGAAGAGAGAAAACGUGUGUGGCGUCAAGUCAAGGAAAGUGAGCAAACCAAACACAAUGUGUAGUAGACACAUUUCCUAAUUUCUUGAAAGAUACUUUUCAGGAAAAGUAUUUCUUUUCUAGUGGCUAUUUUGCUUUUAAAGAGUCUGUACUAGUUCAUUCAAACAGCUAGCUGCUUUGUGGUUUUAAGACUGGAGUGGAUGAUAUCACAACCUAAUAACUCACCACAGUGCUUAAAAAACAGCAUCACCUCAACUUAGAAAACUCCACCAAUCUGUUUUUCAUUGCCCUUUGUGUGAUGUGUAUAUUCUUCCCAAGUAAAUAAAAUAAAGUUUCCUCCACUGAGUACUUUAGGUAACCUCUUUCCAUACUGCAAUAGUGAAGGAACUGAACUUUCAAUAUGUGGUUCUCUCUCCUGCAAGUCACUGAAUUCCACAUCCCUUCUUUCUUUUUCUGGAAUAGGAUUAAUAAUUUAUCCUAGUUUGCAUUUAAUCUGAUUAAAUCUGAAAUUUCAAUUUUCUUUCUAUCAAGAAAUAGUGACAUUUUGUCAAUAAUUGAGCAUAGCGUGUAUACAAAGUGAAAUUGGUUAUUUAUGAAAGUUACUUAAGUUGUGUAAUAUUUUUACCUAAAUUGGUAAAGUUCCCAUUUAAACAAAUAUAACCUUCCAGGAGGAAACUUAGUUGCCACAAUUCAAAGUAUAGCAAUUGUGAAUCUUAAUGUUCUAAAAAUUGAUUGAGGCCCAGAGGUGUUUUCCAUGUGGAUAUCUCAGUCUCAAAGUUAGAUGUUCAUUUUCUUUAAAUUUUUUUAGUUUUUAUGAAUUUUUUUUUUUAAUUUAAGGAACCCAUUGUAUGGAACAAUACCUGUUACUGUGCUCUGUUUUGCUCUUCCCAGCUUGCACUGACGGGUGGAGAAGGAUGAGCUGUCUAGCUGUUCUGCUCCACUGUGUGCUAGAAGCUCAGGCCCUAGGGGAAGCAGAGAGGUAUUGGUGUCAAACAACUGAUGUGGAACCGGGUAGGGAGUGUUGAGGAAUAGACUGAGCCUCUCCCGACAUGUUAUUCAUAACCACACUUAGACCACGCACUGGAGUGUUCUGUAGUAACAGUUCUUACUUCAAGUGUAAUUCAGAGCCUUACAUAAUUUUCAGUAGGUUGUUCAUCAUUAUCACAUAGUGAGUUUCUGUGUGCCCAGCUCUGUGAUUGGAUACUGGGGCUAUCAAAAAAACGUUACGAACUCACUGGUACUUAGGCAGAUGUGUGCAAUUCAUUUUAAUCCAUUUGCCUUGGCCAUUGUUUGGAAUGCCCUUUUUGUAAGUCUUGUAGGCAGAAGAAUUAUUUUUCUUAGGGUCUAACUAUUAAUUUGUUGGCUUAAAAAAAUGGGCAAAUCCUGAGCCUUUGUUUUUAAAUGUUUCUUUAAAGCAUUUUCCUCCAAAAUACUCUGAUUCAGCUCCAUGAAACCCCCAAGUCUGCCUUAAAGUGAAAUAUCUAUCAGUGAACCAUAACAUGGCAUUUUACCCACUGGGUAGUGAGUAACCAAAUAUGCCUCAAGAAGUGAGCUCCGUGCGUCUUCAUCCAUUUAAACUUGAUGCUAGGGCUAUUUUGCAAAACUUAAAAAGAAAAUGUGAUCUUGUACAUUUUUCUGUAACCUGAGCUAAAAACCCAAAUAACAGCAAUCAUUGGCAUGCUUUAGGGCUGUUGUUUCAGGUGGAAGUGUAUACAUCCUGGGGGUAUGCAGAUGAUCAAUCCAUUGAGAAAGUGUUAAAAUGAUUAUUUGUAUUUAAUCUCAUCCUUUUAAAUUUCUAUUUUUGUGUGUUUUAUAAUGUACAUAAUAUAUUGUACAAUUGUACACUUCUAUAAUUUAUAAAUAAAUAAUAACAUUUAUUGGUGCAUUA